GUUUCACUGUGCUCAAUGUUGUUUUGUCGUGGUGAUUAUUAAUACAAUAGGUUAGAAAUGUGGCUUCUGUAAAUAUAAAAACACAGUUUUAAAGCAAAUACCUUUAAUAUUUUAUCCUCACAGUCGUGACUAGAUUUUGAAUCAAGCAGGAAUAUCUGGAGGAGGAUCAUCUGAACUGAGAUCUGCUGCUGUGAAUAUGGUGUUUGUUAAAGAGGAGAACAUGAGUGAACCAGAAACCUGGAGCAUAAAACAAGAGGAACCAGAAACCUGGAGAAUAAAACACGAGGAACCAGAAACCUGGAGAAUAAAACAGGAUCAAGGAGAGUUAAUUGAAGAAAAUGUGGAGAAUGAAGAACUGCGUGAAGUUGAGGAGAAAAAUCAUGUCGAAACAGGAGAAAAACAUUUGAGUUGCUCUCAAACCAGACAGAAAGAUUUAAAGAAAAUAAAAGCCAAGAAAUCUUUCACCUGUCCUCAGUGUGGAAAGAGUUUUACAUCCAAAACAAGUCUUGAACGUCACAUGAAGAUCCACACUGGAGCAAAACUGUACUCAUGUGAUCAGUGCGGUCAAAUAUUUUUGAGGGCUUCUGAUCUGAAGGAACACCUGAAAGUUCAUACACCGGACAAGCCACAUUCAUGUAGCUUGUCAGGAAAGGGUUUUUCACAGCCAAUACAUUUAAAAGGUAAUCAGAAAAUGCAUACUGCUGUGAGAGAGUACGUGUGCUCUGAGUGUGAAAAGACUUUUACUACAGCAAGCAGUUUAAAACAGCACCAGAUGAUUCACACUGGAGAAAAACCUUAUAAGUGUUCACACUGUGACAAGAGAUUCAGAGAUUUAACACAUCUGAAAAUACAUGAGAGGAUCCACACUGGAGAAAAACUGUUCACAUGUGAUCAGUGCGGGAAGAGUUUUGCACAAACAGGACAACUUACAGAGCAUAUGAAGGUUCAUACUGGAGAAAAGCCAUUCACUUGUGAUCAAUGCGGGAAGAGAUUCACACAAUCAUCAAACCUUAAGAGCCACAUGAAGAUCCACACUGGAGAGAAGCUGUACUCAUGUGAUGAAUGUGACAAAACAUUUUUGAGGGCUUCAGACCUGAAGAAUCACCUGAGAGUUCAUACAAAGGAGAAGCCACAUUCAUGUCAUUUGUGUGGAAAGAGUUUUUCAUGUUUACAAUAUUUAACUCUGCACCAGAAAAUACAUGCUGCUGUUAGACAGUACAUGUGUUUCGAGUGUGAAAAGACUUUUACUACAGCAAGGUGUUUAAAACAGCACCAUAGGAUUCACACUGGAGAGAAACCUUAUGAGUGUGCACACUGUGACAAGAGAUUCAGUGUGUCAUCAAAUCUGAAAACACAUGAGAGGAUUCACACUGGAGAGAAACCGUAUCACUGCACUGAAUGUGGGAAGAGUUUCAAACAUUCAUCUGCUCUACACAGACAUACAAAACAAAUUCACAAGUUAAUUGAAGAAAAUGUGGAGAAUGAAAAACUGAGUGAAGUUGAGGAGAAAAAUCAUGUCAAAACAGGAGAAAAACAUUUGAGUUGCUCUCAAACCAGACAGAAAGAUUUAAAGAAAAUAAAAGCCAAGAAAUCUUUCACCUGUCCUCAGUGUGGAAAGAGUUUGACAUCCAAAACAAGUCUUGAACGUCACAUGAAGAUCCACACUGGAGUAAAACUGUACUCAUGUGAUCAGUGCGGUCAAAUAUUUUUGAGGGCUUCUGAUCUGAAGGAACACCUGAAAGUUCAUACACCGGACAAGCCACAUUCAUGUAGCUUGUCAGGAAAGGGUUUUUCACAGCCAAUACAUUUAAAAGGUAAUCAGAAAAUGCAAACUGGUGUGAGAGAGUACGUGUGCUCUGAGUGUGAAAAGACUUUUACUACAGCAAGCAGUUUAAAACAGCACCAGAUGAUUCACACUGGAGAAAAACCUUAUAAGUGUUCGCACUGUGACAAGAGAUUCAGAGAUUUAACACAUCUGAAAAUACAUGAGAGGAUCCACACUGGAGAAAAACUGUUCACAUGUGAUCAGUGCGGGAAGAGUUUUGCACAAACAGGACAACUUACAGAGCAUAUGAAGGUUCAUACUGGAGAAAAGCCAUUCACUUGUGAUCAAUGCGGGAAGAGAUUCACACAGUCAGCACAUCUUAAGAGCCACAUGAAAAUCCACACUGGAGAGAAACUGUACUCAUGUGAUCAGUGCGGGAAGAGUUUCACACAAAAAGGAAGCCUUAGGGUACAUAUGAGAGUUCAUACUGGAGAGAAACUGUACAAAUGUAAUCUUUGUGGACAGAGUUUCAUGCAGUUAUCAACCCUUAAUGAUCACAGAAACAUCCACACUGGAGAGAAACCGUACUCAUGUGUUGAAUGCAACAAAACAUUUUUGAGGGCUUCAGAUCUGAAGAAUCACCUGAGAGUUCAUACAAAGGAGAAGCCACAUUCAUGUCAUUUGUGUGGAAAGAGUUUUUCAUGUUUACAAUAUUUAACCGUGCACCAGAAAAUACAUGCUGCUGUGAGAGAGUUCAUGUGCUUUGAGUGUGAAAAAACGUUUACUACAGCAAAGUGUUUAAAACUGCACCAGAGGAUUCACACUGGAGAAAAACCUUAUGAGUGUGCACACUGUGACAAGAGAUUCAGUGUGUCAUCAAAUCUGAAAAAACACGAGAGGAUCCACACUGGAGAAAAACCUUACGAGUGUGCACACUGUGACAAGAGAUUCAGUGUGUCAUCAAAUCUGAUAAAACAUGAGAGGAUUCACACUGGAGAGAAACCGUAUCACUGCACUACAUGUGGGAAGUGUUUCAAUAAUUCAUCUGCUCUACACAGACAUACAAAAAACAUUCACACACUUCUUGAAAACUACAGACCGGUAUCACUUCUUCCAUUCAUUCGCAAAGACACUUGAGCGAGCUGUGUUCAACCAGCUCUCUAUGUUCCUUGUACAGAACAACCUCCUGGACAGCAAACAAUCUGGCUUCAAAAGUGGCCACUCAACUGAGACUGCCCUGCUCUCAUUUACUGAAGCCCUGCGACUGGCAAGAGCAGCUUCAAAAUCCUCAGUACUCAUCUUACUGGACCUUUCUGCUGCUUUUGACACCGUUAAUCACCAGAUUCUCCUGUCAAUCCUCAGAAAGAUGGGCAUCUCUGAAACAGCACUCCUGUGGGUUAAGUCCUACCUCUCUGACAGAUCCUUCAGUGUGUCUUGGAGGGGUGAAGUAUCUAAGUCACAACAACUUUCUACUGGGGUUCCUCAAGGCUCAGUACUUGGACCACUUCUCUUCUCCAUCUACAUGACGUCAUUAGGAUCUGUCAUUCAGAAGCAUGGCUUUUCUUACCACUGCUACGCUGAUGACACCCAACUCUACUUCUCAUUCCAACCAGAUGACCCGACGGUAAUUGCUUGCAUUUCAGCCUGUCUGAGUGACAUUUCUAGCUGGAUGAAUGACCAUCACCUUCAGCUCAAUCUUUCUAAGACAGAACUGCUGGUGGUUCCAGCUAACCCAUCGUUUCAUCACAACUACUCUAUACAGCUGGGUUCGUCAACCAUAACUCCGUCCAGGACAGCCAGAAACCUAGGAGUUGUGAUGGAUCAUCAGUUAAGCUUCACAGACCAUA
This is a messenger RNA of Carassius carassius (crucian carp), 3612 nucleotides long. RefSeq names its product zinc finger protein 91-like. The transcript is spliced from 4 exons. Gene Ontology annotation, molecular function: DNA-binding transcription factor activity, RNA polymerase II-specific; RNA polymerase II cis-regulatory region sequence-specific DNA binding. Lineage: Eukaryota; Metazoa; Chordata; Actinopteri; Cypriniformes; Cyprinidae. The record is from RefSeq and is a predicted model, not a curated record. Gene Ontology annotation, biological process: negative regulation of transcription by RNA polymerase II; regulation of immune system process; regulation of cytokine production. The coding region runs from base 197 to 2902 and encodes 901 amino acids.